Molecule: messenger RNA, 3582 nt
Organism: Saxophila tyrrhenica
Lineage: Eukaryota; Fungi; Ascomycota; Dothideomycetes; Mycosphaerellales; Extremaceae
Exons: 2
Coding region: 1-3582 (1193 amino acids)
Source: RefSeq, a predicted model, not a curated record
AUGCCCAAAUCUAACAGGAACAGCAAGGACAGCAAAUCAUCUGCCGGCCGUCAGGUACCUGGUGCAUGGCCGGGUGAUGGCUCUAGCAACACUUCUCCCGCCAAUGCUCCACCCCACGAAAGGUCGCCAUCUCUAGCUGAUGAGCUGUACAGCACUACUCCACCGCGACGUAGUACCCCUCAAGUUCCUCCGCGUCCGGCAAGAUCAUCUGCAAUCCCACAGCAAGAGCAGCCACAACCCGCCGGAAAGGUCAAGCGCAAGCCAGUGCCAAAGCAGUCGAUUGAGAACCUCCUGAACCCGACUCCAACCCGGCAACCGGAUCGCAAGUAUUCUAUCGACAACCUGCUCAAUCCUGUCAGGGACUCGCAACAUACUGGUCCAGCGAGUAGUUCCAACCCAAUUGGACCCACCCCAGCGCUGAAGAAGUCCACCUUUCUUUCCAAAGAGGAAGGGGCUGCAUUGUAUAACCGCCAACCCCAAGCACCGCAGCUACUCAACGACUACAAUGCCAUCGUGAGCCAGCUCCCCGUUCUAGCCGAGCAGUACCGCCACUUCGAUGAUCGCGAACCAAACGAGUUCACGCCCAACGAGAUGCGCGCGAAUCUGCAAAUUCUGAGCAGGCAGAACAUGAACCUCAUCGCCCGCGCAAGUCGGUGGAAAGCCGAUGCCUCGAAUCUGUUUACCCAGGGCAACUACCCUGCCGACACAGACUGGGACCACAUGUUCGAGACGAUCGAGUUCGCGGCCAAGGAGAUGGUGAAAGCUGCUACUGAUACUGUUAAACGUGCUGCGAGACUGCCAGAGCAGCGAGAAGUGCCUCGGGAGAGUCCUGAAGCGCCUUCGAUGUCGCCAAUGUCUGACGUGCGACCAGAGCUCCCACUGCCGUCCCGCGAGGCUGCCGCUACGGUUGGCAACCAAUCUGGGCUCGAUCUGUAUGCUGCGCAGCUUAAAGCUCUGCUAGGAAAGGAGCAGAAGCCUACGAGCGGCGGGCGGGCUGGGGCACCAUCCCCCUCCCCUGGUCCAUAUGGACGGCGCAGCGGCUCACGGCCGCGUAAUACCUCGCCCGUUGACCAUGACGACGCCGACAGCGACGCCGAAAUGCUCGACGAAGAGGACAUCCUCGCCGGCAUAGGUCCCAAUCAAGGUAUGCUCGCAGGAAUGGGCCAUCUCGAGUCCAACCCCAUAACCCGCGGCAAGUACUCGCAGCCCUCCCGAGCACCCCGACUACUCCUCCCAAACCCCUACGGCAUACAGAGCGAUCUCUUCGGCAGUGAAGCGGAGGAAAAGGCUUACGAUGCUAUCAUGGGCGAAGUCGCCUCGGGCUUCAGCGAUCGCAGUCCUAACGAGCAGCUCCCCAAUUUCAGGAAAGCUUUCGGCAUCGGCAGUCCCACUAGGGAGGGAGGGCGAAAAACGAAGUUCAUGGAGAUCUUCGACACCGGCGAAGAAGACGAGCCAGAGGAGCCAGAGCCGAAGACAGAGUGGAUGGAGGGGUUCGGAGAUGUUGAUAUGAAGGAGAUUGAGGAGCAGAAGCGGCUGAUGGAGAGGUAUGCGGCAGAAGCUGAGAAGAGAAGGGCGGGGAAGGAGGAGAAGGAGCUUGAGGAGCAGAAGCGGAUGAUGCGGUUGUAUGAGGUGCAGGCGGAGCAGAGGAGAGGCGAGGAGAAGGAGGGAGAGGAGGAGAGGUUGGUGCCGAAGCGGGAGGCGCCGAAGCCGCCGGAGGGGAACGGAUACGAGGGAAAGGGGAAGGGGAGGGCUACCAACUGCAAACGCCAGGGAACAGUUAUAAGCAGCCGAAGUAACAUCCUCAGCCAUUUCCUCUUCAACAACCCCAUCUACUCCUCCUCCAAAAUGCCGAAGCCAAAGCGAACUCCAAAGCAAGCCAGCAAAUCCAGCUCCAGCCGUCAACCUACAACUCCAUCAUCAACUUCGAGCAGGUUAGAAAAGCCAGCGUCUCUGGGAACGACUCCUACGAAAGGCGCGGCUCAGAGCAAAGCACCUCAGGGACCACAACAGCCUGUAACGCCGUCGAAGCCGGAGACACCGCAGCGGGUUCCAGAGGGUCCGAGCAGGGUUCCGAGGAAAGUGUUACUUCCGGCGGUCGAGGAUGUGCUGAAGCCUGAGUCAGCGCGAGGGAGCGCAAGCAGCAGGACACCGGGUCCGGAUCCAGCCAAUGCACCCCCCAAAUCUCCAACACCACCCACCAAUUUCAACACGUGGCUCUCGAAAUCGGGACUCCCCGAAUCCCGAGUCCGAGCACUUAAUCGAGCAGACCCCUACCACGCCACAUUCUUCGCCAGAAAUCCUUCCAACCCAUACCCGGAAAACUGGCGCGACCGUCCCACCCCAGAAAGCCAGAUGCCCGAAGAGUACAACAGCCUCAUGCAGCGCAUCAUCAAGCUGACAGUCGACUACUGUACCUUUGACAAAGUCGCUCACGCGGCACCGAAUGCGUGGGGGAUCUGUGAGGUGGACAAUUUCCACCUGGCGCCGCAUGUGAAGUACUGGUAUGAUCGCGCGAGGGAGUUCAAUUGGAUGGGGAGGGAGAUUGAUGUGGAGGAGGAGAAGCGGAUGUUGAGGAGUAUCCGUGAAGGGGUGGAGAGGUUGAGGAUAGCUCGGGCGGAGGCUGCGGGGAGGGUUGAUGCGCUGGGGCGGGGGGAUGAGGUUGACGAGAGGCCGGAGCGGGAAAAGAAGUCGAAUUUUCAUGCUAGUCUUGUUCCUGAGGUGGAGGAAGAGUCGGAGGAGGAAGAAUCGUCGGACGAAGAUGAGGCGGCACAAGCCACGGAUCCAUCCGCAGGUCAGCGUGCUGGACAGUCGCCAUCUGAAAGCUCGGAUGAAGAUGAGGAUGAGGAUGGUGAUGAGCGCGAGGACAAUGAUCGUAAUACCGCCAGUGUGAAGACGCCACGAGAAGAGGUCCUUCGCGACAUCGGCGGCGCGCAUCCGGAGGCCCUCCUGCGUGGUCCUGCGCCAGACAUUGAAUCUUCUCCUGGCGGCGUGUUAGAUCCAAUCAUCGUGAGAUCUCCUGCCAGUGAGCCAGGUCGUCCAACCAUCGCGAGAUCGCUAGAGAGCGAGUCAGGUCCGAGUAUUGUGAGAUCUCCCAGCAGCGAACCUCGUCCAACCAUCGUGAGGUCUCCAGAGACGUCAGAACCACACAGUCAGCGUGACGCCGACACAGGCUGGACCGGCGAAGUCCAGCUUCCAGAUGCCGCGACGUUGAGGCGGACGUUCGAGCAGUCCAGGAAGAGCACGCAGGCGGCUUUGGACGAGAUGAUCAGUCAAUCCCGGCCGACCCCACCGGCGCCUACCAUCCCAGCUCCGUUCGUACCAGCACCGCUGUCUCACGGUAUGCCGCUGUACACUGCGGGGACGUACGGGAUGCCGUUGUACAAUAUGCCACAGUACGGUAUACCAUCAUAUGGUAUGGGCCCCUUCCUCACGCCUCCUGGUCCUUACGGCAUGCCGUUCGUGCAAGGAAGUCCGCAGCCGCCCCCUCAGUCACCGCGACAACCGCCGCAAGAGAGACAAAGACGGGAUAAAGGAAAGGGAAGAGCUUCGGGGUCUGGAAGAGAAAGGCGGAAUGACAGGUAG